Penicillium odoratum is the source of this 1155-nucleotide messenger RNA. Its product is annotated as isocitrate dehydrogenase (NAD(+)) IDH1. Lineage: Eukaryota; Fungi; Ascomycota; Eurotiomycetes; Eurotiales; Aspergillaceae. Gene Ontology annotation, biological process: isocitrate metabolic process; tricarboxylic acid cycle. The record is from RefSeq and is a predicted model, not a curated record. Gene Ontology annotation, molecular function: NAD binding; magnesium ion binding; isocitrate dehydrogenase (NAD+) activity. Gene Ontology annotation, cellular component: mitochondrion. The transcript has 4 exons. The coding region runs from base 1 to 1155 and encodes 384 amino acids.
AUGUUCUCUCGAUCGGCUCAACCCGCCCGGACCCUGCUUCGCAGUGCCUCCGUGGCCCCCUCUGUCGCUCGCUCAAUCCCUACUCGAUCCUUCGCCACCGUGCAGUCCGACAUCUUCAAGCCCACCAAGUACGGCGGAAAGUACACUGUCACUCUUAUCCCCGGUGACGGAAUCGGUGCCGAGGUCGCCGAGUCGGUCAAGACCAUCUUCAAGGCCGACAAUGUGCCCAUUGAGUGGGAGCAGGUCGACGUGAGCGGUGUGGACACUGGCAACAAGCACUCAGAGGAGCUGUUCAAGGAGUCCCUGGCCUCCCUCAAGCGCAACAAGCUGGGCUUGAAGGGUAUUCUUCACACCCCGGUGGAGCGCUCUGGUCACCAGUCCUUCAAUGUCGCUCUUCGUCAGGAACUUGACAUCUACGCCUCCAUUUCUUUGAUCAAGAACAUCCCCGGAUACGAGACUCGCCACAAGAAUGUCGAUCUCUGCAUCAUCCGUGAGAACACCGAGGGUGAGUACUCCGGCCUGGAGCACCAGUCCGUCCAGGGCGUUGUCGAGUCCCUCAAGAUCAUCACUCGUGCCAAGUCCGAGCGCAUCGCCAAGUUCGCUUUCAGCUUCGCCCUUGCCAACAACCGCAAGAAGGUGACCUGCAUCCACAAGGCCAACAUCAUGAAGCUCGCCGACGGUCUCUUCCGCAGCACUUUCCACAAGGUCGCAGAGAACUACCCCACCCUGGAGGUUAACGACAUGAUUGUGGAUAACGCCUCCAUGCAGGCCGUCUCACGCCCUCAGCAGUUCGACGUCAUGGUUAUGCCCAACCUUUACGGUGGUAUCCUCUCCAACGUUGGUGCCGCCCUCGUUGGUGGCCCCGGUGUCGUUCCUGGUUGCAACAUGGGCCGUGAUGUCGCCGUCUUUGAGCCUGGCUGCCGUCACGUUGGUCUUGACAUCAAGGGCAAGGACCAGGCCAACCCUAGCGCCAUGAUUUUGUCUGGUUCCAUGCUCCUCCGCCACCUUGGCCUCGAUGAUCACGCCAACCGCAUCUCCAAGGCUGUCUACGAUGUGAUCGGUGAGGGUCAGACCCGCACCCGCGACAUGGGUGGUCAGGCUACCACUCACGAGUUCACCCGGGCCGUUCUGGACAAGAUGGAGGCAGCUCUGUAA